This is a messenger RNA of Toxorhynchites rutilus septentrionalis, 6174 nucleotides long. RefSeq lists its product as uncharacterized. Lineage: Eukaryota; Metazoa; Arthropoda; Insecta; Diptera; Culicidae. Gene Ontology annotation, molecular function: zinc ion binding; nucleic acid binding. The transcript has a single exon. The record is from RefSeq and is a predicted model, not a curated record. Gene Ontology annotation, biological process: DNA integration. Bases 1 to 6174 code for a protein of 2057 amino acids.
AUGGACGUGAAUCGAUUGGAUGGUACCCCAAAUCCCCGACCAGAGCACAGCUGCGUCGCAUGUGAGCGACCAGAUUCAGCGGAGAACCUUGUCGCCUGCGAUAAAUGUAGUUCGUGGUGGCAUUAUACCUGCGCUGGGGUCACAGAUUCGGUGGAGCACAAAGAAUGGACAUGCUCGGGAUGUCUUCCCGUACCAACAAUAGCAACAUCGGUACGAUCACUCACGUCAAGUCGCAGAGCGAAUCUCCAGGUGAAGCGACUAGCGGAAAAGCAAGAAAUUGAACGGAAGCAACUUGAAUUGGAGAAGAAGCAACUGGAACUUCAGAAGAAGCACACGCAGGAGAAAUUCGAUCUGGAAGAGUCGUUAGCGGAAGAAGAAGACAACCGAAGUGUAAGAAGCCGAGUGAACGAGAUUGAGUCUCGAAAGAAGCAGGUCUCUGCAUGGGUUGAUCAGCACGCACCCGCAAAACACCUACUAGUCGUACCAUCCUCCGAUCCUGUAGCAGCGCUUACUGGAGUUUCACAGCCCACGCUGUCGUGUAACAACAAUCCCGCAAAUUUCCAGCAAACAGACAACGCAGUGUCGUUUGAUCCUGGCAUGAUGUCAGGGCUUCAAUUGCUACAACAACAGCUGGAACAGUGUCAGCAGCAGUCAGAACCGACACUUGAGCAGAUCAAGAUGCUUGAGACGCAACUGCAAAGCUUUCGAAUACAGUUACAAGAGCGAAAACAAUCCACUCCACUCUCACACCCUACUCUGACUACAUCUAAAGGUGCUAUUCCGAAGACAAAUCACUUCGUUGAUCGAAAUACCUGCGACAGGGUCCUUCCCACUACAACCGUACCAAUGAUGGUACCAUCGGAACAAUAUCCUAUCAGUAAACCGGUCCCAACCGAGCAGCCGCGUAUCAGUCAUGCGCGCUCGAAUCCUCCACCUGUGCCGGUCCCAAUCGAGCAGCAGCGUACUCAUCAAGCGCGCUCGUCAAUCCAACUCGCGUCAUUUUCUAACGAACAGCCACGUUCUCAUAACGUGUCAUCGAGUUUCUUCCCACAUGUAUCGGUUCCACGUGAGCAGCCGUUAGCGCACGAGACGCCCGUGAAUACUUCUGCGAGUGCACCGCUGCCAUUCGAGCAGCCGCCCAACUAUCCUGCGCACUCGAAUCGAGCUGCUGCGCCAGCAAACGAAGUGCUUCAACGACCAUCCCCGGAACAAUUAGCUGCAAGACAGGUUAUGCCACGUGAUCUACCCGAGUUCACGGGCGAUCCAGAGGAGUGGCCGAUAUUCUUCAGUAGUUUUAGUAACUCCACAGCCGCUUGCGGGUUUAGCAACGUAGAAAACCUGGCUCGUUUGCAACGUUGCCUGAAAGGUAGCGCUCUAAAAUCAGUGCGAUAUUACCUUCUGUCGCCCGAUUCUGUCCCGGAAGUGAUAAAUACACUCCGAACCUUGUAUGGUCGGCCCGAGAUUAUUAUAAAUAAAUUAAUUCGAACCGUGCGUGAAACACCUGCUCCCAAAUCUGAGAGGCUUGACUCGUUGAUAGAUUUCGGGAUGUCCGUCAGAAACUUGACACAACAUCUUAUUGCAGCAGGACAGCAAGCGCAUCUGGUGAACCCAGCGCUGCUCCAAGAACUGGUUGAAAAAUUACCAGCCAACGUAAAGCUACAGUGGGCGCAGCAUCUUUCAUUCAUUCCUCAUGCGAGUUUGCAAAACUUCAGCAACUUCAUGUCAGCGAUCGUCGAAUCGGUCAGCAAAGUCAUCGUUAUUACUGGCGGGGAAUACUCAGCGAAGCAUGAGAAAUCUCGAACCAAAGACAAAAGUUAUGUCCAUGCCCACGUCGAAAACUCAGCAUCAGAUAGUGCCGCGAAAGAAAAAGCGGAUCAGGGUAAAGUUUGCUUGUUCUGCGGGAAAGCUGGUCAUCGAUUGAAAGAUUGUACGAAAUUCCAACAUCUACCGGUGGACGAUCGAUGGAAAAGUAUCCAGUCGCUGAAGGUUUGUCGAACUUGUCUCAAUCCGCACGGACGGCGAACAUGUCGCAAUUCGAGUCAAUGUGGGAUCGACGGUUGUCAAUAUCGGCAUCAUCGAUUGCUACACAACAAAGUGGAAACAGUGGCCAAGAAGACCCCGGGAACCUCUCGUGUAGAAGAUCACGCACAUCACCAUCACGAACAAUCCAUUCUCUUUCGCAUUAUUCCCAUAACGAUUCAUGGAAAUUCAAAGUCUGUCACAGCGUUUGCCUUCUUGGACGAAGGUUCUUCUGCAACGCUUGCUGAACGUAGCUUGGUUGAAGAACUUGGGGUGGAAGGUCCCAACGUCCCGCUUUGCCUUAAAUGGACCGCUAACAUGACGAGAACCGAAGAUGAGUCGCAGAUAGUUUCGCUUGAGGUGUCCGAAAUAGAUCGAAACAAUCGAUUCCACCUGGUGAACGUACGCACAGUGGAAAGUUUGAAUUUACCAUCGCAAACGCUGUGCUUCGAAAAGCUUCUAGAGGAUCAUCCGCACCUGAAAGGACUUCCGGUUCGUAGCUACGAGAAUGUAACACCAAAACUGCUAAUCGGACUCCGAAACCUGAAAUUGGCGGUGCCGUUGAAAAUCAAGAAAGGUGAAAGCGGAGUCAUAGCGACCAAAACUCGCCUAGGAUGGUGUGUCUAUGGUAGUCUGAAUGCCAAGACAACGAAGCAAGACUACGAAGAACUUAACUACCACGUAUGUGAAUGCCAAUCCGAAGAAAAGCUGGAACGACUGGUCAAAGAUUACUUCAAUGUGGAGGACUGUGGGGUGAGCAAUGUGGAAAUUGUGGAAUCCACCACAGAUGUAAGAGCACGACAAAUCAUGGAGGGGACGACGCGAAGAAUAGGUAACCGUUUUGAAACGGGCCUGCUUUGGAGGACGGAUUAUGUAGAGCUUCCCGAUAGCUUUCCGAUGGCCCUACGCCGUCUACAGUGUCUCGAGAGACGCAUGGAUAAAGACCUCGUUCUCAAAGAAAACAUCCACCGACAAGUACAGGAAUACCAGGAUAAAGGGUUCGCACAUCUAGCAACGGCGGACGAGUUAGCCGACGCAGAUCCGAGACGAACCUGGUAUCUUCCGUUAGGGGUGGUUUGCAAUCCGAAGAAACCGGAGAAGGUGCGGCUAAUAUGGGACGCCGCAGCGAAGGUCGAUGGAAUUUCUUUGAACUCCUUACUAUUGUCCGGUCCUGACCUUCUCGUAUCACUGAUUUCGGUUCAAUUUCAUUUCCGUCAGUACCCGGUGGCAGUGAGUGGAGACAUCAAAGAGAUGUUCCACCAGACGAGAGUUAUCAAGCAAGACCGAUCCUCUCAGAGAUUUUUAUUCCGCAGCAACACCAACGUCGAACCUAGUAUUUAUAUAAUGGACGUACUAACGUUCGGAGCGACCAGCUCUCCUGCAUCAGCCCAAUUCGUUAAGAAUCGGAAUGCGGAAGAGUUUGCAGGCAAGUUCCCGAGGGCAGCCUCUGCCAUUCGUAGCAGGCACUACGUCGAUGAUUACCUUGACAGCUUCGAGACGAACGAGGAGGCGAAGAAGGUAUCCAGCGAGGAGAAAUGGGUCCAUGCGCAAGGAGGAUUUGAAAUCCGGAAUUGGUCAUCAAACCGAAAGGCAGUGCUGGACCACUUGGGGCAAUCUCCGAAUCAAGCAACGAAAGACUUGUCAUUGAGGUCGCAAUCGGAGCGCGUGUUAGGGAUGCUGUGGCAUACCGAAGAGGACAGUGUACUUUUUUCUACGAUCUUCAGGGAGAAAAUUGCGGCACUGAUCGGAACGGGAACGAGACCGACGAAACGUCAGGUGCUGAAAUGUAUAAUGAGCCUUUUUGACCCGUUAGGCCUGCUGGCGUGUGUGCUGGUACACGGGAAAAUAAUGAUGCAGAAUAUUUGGCGUAGCGGCAUCAAAUGGGAUGAGUUUGUCGACGAAAGCGUCUACGAAUCGUGGACGAAAUGGAUUAGCCUGUUGGAUGAAGUCAACGAUGUUCGGAUUCCAAGGUGUUACUUCGAGAAUGCGAGCACUGAGCUGUACCGUUCGUUGGAGGCCCAUGUGUUCGUCGACGCGAGUGAAGCGGCGUAUGCAGCGGUGGUGUACUUCCGAACUAGCAAUCGUUAUGGAACAGCGAAAUGCGCUCUAGUGUCAGCCAAAACGAAGGUGGCUCCUCUUCGAUAUGUCUCCAUCCCUCGGUUGGAGCUGAUGGCCGCGGUAUUGGGAACCCGGUUGCUGGUAUUUGUGCGUUCUAAUCAUUCCAUCCGAAUCAACCGCGUCAUCUACUGGUCGGACUCCGAAGUGACUCUGGCUUGGAUCCGGUCAGAACAUCGAAGAUAUCGCCCUUUCGUAGCCUGUCGCGUUGGAGAAAUUCUUUCAUCGUCAAACGUAAACGAUUGGAGAUACGUUCCGAGCAAACUUAACGUCUCAGAUGAGGCUACCAAGUGGAGUAAUGGACCGUGCCUCAGCGCAUCAGGCCGCUGGUUCAAUGGCCCAACAUUUCUGCAACUGCCAGAGGAGGAGUGGCCUAUGCCGAAGAGAUCGCUCGCAACUACUGAUGAAGAAUUGCGAGCAUGUCAUCUGCAUCAAGAAGUGCUCAUCCUGCGUACUCCGAUAGUAUACGAACGCUUCUCCAACUGGAACCGAUUGCUGCACGCAACGGCAUAUGUAAUAAGGUUCGGAACUUUUCGCAAUCAGAAAGGCACAAAAGGUAGCAUAUCGUUGACUCACGAGGAAUUGAAGGCAGCCGAGAUAUUGCUUUGGAAACUGAUUCAGUCUGAGGUUUAUCCAGAUGAGUUGACUAUUCUUACUAAAAAUAAGACAGUACCGAUCUGUGAACGACUGAUCUUAGAGAAGUCAAGCCCUCUUCGGAUGCUUACACCGAUGCUUGAUGAUGAGGGAGUUCUCCGAGUCGACAGUCGCAUUUCCGCGGCACAAGGAGUAGCGGAAGAUGUGAAGUUCCCAGUGAUACUACCGAGAAAACACCACGUCACCAACCUUAUCGUCGAUAAUUUCCAUAGGAAGCUUCUCCAUGGAAACUCCGAAACGGUGGUCAAAGAAAUCCGCCAGCGAUUCUACAUUGCACAUCUGCGCACAGUAGUUCGAGGCAUCGAGAAGCGGUGUCAAUGGUGCAAGGUGAUGAAAGCUAAGCCUUCAACUCCAAGGAUGGGUCCUAUUCCGGAAGCACGCUUGUCGCCUGGAGUUCGCCCAUUUACUUAUAUCGGCAUCGACUACUUUGGGCCAAUCCUGGUGAAAGUAAACAGAUCCGCAGCAAAACGGUGGGUGUGUCUGAUUACGUGUCUCACAAUUCGUGCAGUACACGUUGAAGUUGCGUAUGAUUUAUCGACGAAGAGCUGUAUCGCCUGUAUACGUCGCUUCAUCUGUCGCAGAGGGUCACCGAAAGAAAUAUACUCCGACAAUGGUCGGAACUUUACCGGAGCGGAACGAAUUCUGCAAGACCAAAUCGAGCGAAUCGAGCAGGAUGCAGCUACGACGUUUACCAACACCGAGACAAAAUGGUUAUUCAUUCCGCCUUCCUGUCCCCACAUGGGGGGAUCGUGGGAGCGCAUGGUACGUUCCAUCAAGAACGCCAUGAAAAGCAUUCCCCAAGAUGACAAACUCGACGACGAAGGACUACAAACUGUAUUGGUAGAGGCUGAAGGAAUUGUCAACUCGCGCCCGCUCACGAACCUACCACUGGACUCAGCAGAGCGAGAAGCACUCACUCCAAACCACUUCAUCUUGGGAAGCUCAUCUGGAGUAGUGCAGCCAAUAACAAAGUUAAAAGACUCUGCUAAUGAGCUUAAUGCAUCCUGGAACCUGGUCCAGAAACGUAUCGACCAUUUCUGGAGGCGAUGGGUUCGGGAAUACUUACCCACACUCACCAAACGCACUAAAUGGGUUGAAGAGACGAAGCCUGUCCAACCCGGAGACUUGGUCAUUGUGAUCGACGACAGUAGACGAAAUGGGUGGAUACGUGGACGAAUUGUAGAAGUGACUCCGGGCAGCGAUGGACGAAUCCGGCAGGCGUUGGUUCAAACAUCUAGUGGACUGUUUCGGAGACCUGUCUCAAAGUUGGCGGUGCUGGCUGUAGAUGGACUUGGUGAGAUUGAUGGUUCCAUUCAUUCUCACGGGGAGGGGAAUGUUGGCACGAUCACAGCCCCGGCAACUAGGCCCACAGCGCCUUCACUGUAA